AUAAACCACAAUAAUUAUCACUUUAACAUCACAUUAUUGCACAUAAUAGUUUUAUACUUUUAUAUGUAAAACAAACAUGACUGAUAUUCAAGAAAUAAAAAAGUUUGGUAUAGAAAUUUUAAAGAAAAGGAAAUCAAACGAGGAUGAUGAAUCCAAAAUUAUGUUUUUUGGUUUGGCUGGUAGUCACUCCUUCAAUUUAAAUGUCGAAACUAGCGAUAACGAUUAUUUUGGAGUUUAUGCUACAGAUAUCGAUGAGGUUUUAUCAAACGAUAUAAAUAACUCGAUUAUAGAUGGCCACACUCCAGAGGAUUAUGUAAUAUUCGAAGUUUCAUACUUUUUAGAAUUACUUAAUAAAGGAAACCCAAAAUUAAUUGAGCCUGUAUUUUCAAAUAGAUUUUGUUAUAAAUCUCCACAAUGGGAGUCAUUAAUGAAAUUUAAAAAGAGUUUUAUCACUAAAUCGGUAAUCUUUCAUUAUAUUAGCUAUAGUAAAAGCCAGAUGGGUGACGCUACAAAAAUAAUUUUCAACAAUAGUCAAACCGAACAAACCGAAGACCAGAAAACUUUGCUCUUAAAUAUGAUUAAUAGUAAUCACAAUUACCACAAAAAGCUUUAUCACACCUAUCGUUUACUCUUGGAAACUAAAAGAAUGUUGACUAAUAAAGAACCAGUUGUAUUUUUAGAGGGUGAGGAGCGUGAAAAAAUUAUGAAUAUUCGUAUGGGUAAAGAGGACAUAUCAACAGUAUUAAAAGAAAUAUCACAGCUAUUCAAAGAGUGUAAAGAAUUAGAAGAAAAUUUAAAGGAUGACCAAUUACCAGAAAGUUUAGAUAUUAAAAUCUUAAACGAAUGGUUAAUUCAAGUUAGAAAACAAAGUUAUAUUAAAAAAGAAGCUGAAUUUCCAACUGUAAAAUAUACUGAUGCCGAUUUUGAAAUUAAUGAUAUUAAAAACUAUAAUCUUUUAAAGGUUUAUAAUCACUUUCAAUCAUUAUUAGAAAAACAUAAUCUUCAAGGAUCUAAAAUUCUAAUGAUCAAUAAAUCUGGUUCAACAUCUCACAAUCUAGUUGCUCAGGAUGAAAUUGAUAACUUAGAUAAAUCUGAAGAUUGGAUUGGUGUUUAUGUGGCUCCAACUGAAAAGUUAUUUUCAUUAUAUCCACCACCAAGACGUAUUGAUUCAAACACACCAAUUUCUACUGUUUCAAAGAUUGAGGAACCAGAGGAUUCAUCAAACCAAAGGGAUACUUAUUAUUCAGGCCACCAAUUGUUCGAGUUAGGUUAUUUCAUUAAUCUUUUAUCUUCUGGUAAUCACCGUGCUAUCGAGUGCAUUUAUGGGGCUGAACUUGGUGAUACAUUAGAAACCAAAAUAUGGAAAGAGAUUAAAGGAUUGGACAUCAAUUAUUUAACAGUUAAUUUAAUGCAUCAUUGUUGGGGUAUUUCUAAGGGUUUAAUCGAGAAGAUUCAAAAGAACCAAGACCAUUUCCCACUAUCAGAGAAGCGUAAAUUACUUUAUCAUGCCCAAAGACUAAUCAACAGAGCUGAGGAGAUUUUAAAUAAAUCACAAUAUACUGUAUACUUGGAUGAAGAUGAUAAUAAAGAGGAAAGAGAUCUCUUAUUAACAAUUAAAAAUUCACAAGAUUUCGAUUCCGCUCAAUUAAAUUCAUUAUUAAAUAGCUGUUCAAAUAAAAUUAAAUCUGUUGGUGAGGAAAUUCAAAAACUACAAAAAAUUUCGGCAAAGGAUAAAAAGAAUAACGAAAUCAAUAUUAAAAGCUCCUUAAAACAAAGUUUAAUAAAAGUUAGGAAGUCAAUGAUUAAAAUAGUUAUUUAAUUAAUUAAUCAUAGU
Messenger RNA from Dictyostelium purpureum, 1834 nucleotides. RefSeq lists its product as uncharacterized. Bases 77 to 1819 code for a protein of 580 amino acids. The record is from RefSeq and is a predicted model, not a curated record. The transcript has 2 exons. NCBI's taxonomy places the organism in Eukaryota, Evosea, Eumycetozoa, Dictyosteliales, Dictyosteliaceae.